Molecule: messenger RNA, 695 nt
Organism: Ruditapes philippinarum (Manila clam)
Lineage: Eukaryota; Metazoa; Mollusca; Bivalvia; Venerida; Veneridae
Exons: 3
Coding region: 107-454 (115 amino acids)
Source: RefSeq, a predicted model, not a curated record
GAGCCUGGGAACAAAAUUUUGCUCAUUUAAGGCCUGGGCAGCGUUAAAGAAGGAUUAUUCAAUAUAAUAAAUAUCAGUUAUUUAUAAUAGCUUAAUUUCUUUCAAAAUGAACAGUUCAAAUAUAUUGAUGUUUGGCAUUUUGAUAUUUCUUAUGACUGUAAUAAGCGUACAGUCUUUAAAAUGUUACGUGUGUUCGAGCUGCAACGAGCCUUUCGAUAAAAAAGACAGCGAUGUCUCAAUAGAAUCGUGUGCGGGAUCAUGUCUGAAGGGCGAUUAUGGGGGUGUUGUUGCCAGAGCCUGUUCAGAUUACAAUUUAGGCGACGUGUGUGCAGAUGUGAGCGGAACUCAUUCAUGUUCGUGUACGUCUGAUUUGUGUAACAGUGCGUCUGGAGUCAGUGUCUCAUUUCCUGUCGUCUGCAUAUCAGCUAUCAUCUUGUUUCUACGGGUGUUCUAAACGAACAGGCGAUUUACAUACAAAAUAAUAUCCUGUUAGUAUUGUUGAAGGAUUUUGUCCUAUCAGGUGUGUCUUCUUUUCAUGUACUUUUAAUCUUUUAUGAUACAACUAGGACAUUCGAGAAGAAAGUGUUUGUCAUAUAUGUUACCUAUAGCAACAUAUUUCAAAGCAUGACUGUUUUUACUGUCGAAACAAAUCGUUUUUGACAUAAUAUAUAUCAUUAAUAAAACUUAUAAAUGUG